GAAAGUCAGACACUUAAACUCCAUCUCUCUGUCUCUGUCUCUGCACUUGUUGAUAUCCACUCAAAGGCUCUUUCUGAAAAUUGAUUCAUGGGGGUUGAUAUCAGCAAUGUUGCUUUAAUGGAUCACACAUUUGGGAAACUACCAGGUCAUCUAUUGAUGGAAAUAUUUUUCCGUGUGCCGGUGUCACAAUGGGUUCAUAUAGCAUGUGUUAAGCAACAUUGGGCUAAUCUAUUCCGAGGUGAGUGUUUAUGGAAAUCUGCUCUUUUGAAGACAUGGCCUUUAGCUGAUCAAGGGGAUCAAUGGCCUGGUCUUAUUCCUCGAGGAUCUAAUAAGAGGAGGUAUGAAGCUUUGUACGUUAGCAAACACAUAUUUGGAUUUGACGGUGAGAUUGAUGAGAUUAUGGGACACACUUAUUUGUUUCUAAAAGAACAGCUUGAACUUUCAGUAACGCCUCCUGCUUCAGGAAUACUUCACGAAACAAUAAUCGAUCAGUUCAUCGCUUGCGGAAAAUCAAGGGAUAAAGCACAUGAGCUUGCCUCACAAAUCUGGCUAGCAGUUAUUGACAAUUUGGAUGAAAGUGAGCAAACAUUUCUUUUGCUUAGGCAUCUUGCUCAGGAGGGAGAUGUUUUUCUUCCUUACCCGUACUCGCGACCGUACAAAGUUCAAUGGAGGAUAUUUGAGAAGCUUUUUACAGAUUUUCGAGAUUGCUUGAACGGAAUGGACUACUACGACAUAUUGGCUUGUGCUAAGUUAAGGUUUCAGCCAAUCCCAUCUGCUUGGUUAGGUUACUGAACAUUUUAUAUUUUGUGCAUGACUGUUGAUAAAAAACUCAUCUGCAAGUAUGUAAGUGUAUGAUAAAUACUGUAUAGUUAUGAUGUAAUUGCAUAUAGUUACCUUGUAAACAGUUGCCGAGUUUGCUUGCUUCUUUA
Papaver somniferum (opium poppy) is the source of this 929-nucleotide messenger RNA. RefSeq lists its product as uncharacterized. Gene Ontology annotation, molecular function: protein binding. The coding region runs from base 88 to 792 and encodes 234 amino acids. The transcript is spliced from 5 exons. The record is from RefSeq and is a predicted model, not a curated record. Lineage: Eukaryota; Viridiplantae; Streptophyta; Magnoliopsida; Ranunculales; Papaveraceae.